Molecule: messenger RNA, 2353 nt
Organism: Girardinichthys multiradiatus
Lineage: Eukaryota; Metazoa; Chordata; Actinopteri; Cyprinodontiformes; Goodeidae
Product: synaptogyrin-3-like
Exons: 4
Coding region: 75-767 (230 amino acids)
Cellular component (GO): neuromuscular junction; synaptic vesicle membrane
Source: RefSeq, a predicted model, not a curated record
GCUGGGGAUCGUGGAGCCGCGCAAAGCGCACACAACGAGAGACAGAAAGGGGGAGAGAGAGAGAGCAACAGAAGAUGGACGGAGUGGGAUCGUUCGGAGCGGGCCGAACCGGGACCGCUGUGGACCCGAUCACGUUCGCCAAACAGCCGCAGACCAUCCUGAGAGUGCUCUCCUGGAUAUUUUCCUUGGUGGUCUUUGCCUCCAUAGUGAAUGAAGGUUAUGUUAACCUGGGCAGUGAGCGCCUCCACUGUGUCUUCAACAAGAAUGCUGACGCCUGUAACUAUGGCAUUUUUGUAGGCCUUGUGGGCCUGCUGGCAUGUUCCUUCUUCUUCCUCCUCGACUACAAGUUCUCCUCCAUCAGCUCCGUCAAAGACAGAAAGAAGGCUGUGAUGCUGGAGAUUGGCUUCUCAGGUUUUUGGACCUUUCUGUACUUUGUAAGUUUCUGCUUCCUGGUCAAUCAGUGGUCUCGGACCAAAACUGAUGAUCUACCUCUUAACCAGGGGGCAGAUGCAGCACGGGCAGCCAUCGCCUUCUCCUUCUUCUCAAUAAUCACAUGGGCUGGCCUAACAGUGCGUGCGGUCCAGAAGUAUCUUCUGGGUACAGACAUGACCCUGUUCACCACUGAGCACAUGGACGGUGGUGCACCCACCCAGCCGUAUCCGUCCAAUUCACCAGUAGGCGGCCCGGCUGAUACCACAGAAGCCUACCAGAGCCCACCGUUCACCGAGAACAACACAGCCCCCACAUACCAGGUUCCCAUUUACUAGGACAGACAGAUGUGAGGGUGGAAGAGAUGCAGAUGAGAGAAAAUUGUUUUCUGUGGUUUCGGUUUCAAGUGAAGUUGUUUAUGAGUUGAUCUGGAGCACACUUUUCAAUAGCUGUAAUAAGAAAAAAAAAAAUGUAUGGCCUCUGCUUCUUUUUUACCUCCUCUUGUUUCCUGCCCCUCCUAACAUUCCAGCUAUAUCUGCCUACUUUCUAGACCUGCAGAAAGGAUUUUCCUCUUGCAUCAGCGCAGAUGAAUCAAAAUCAAAACUAGAGGAGGAAAAAUGGAAGUGGGAGGUGACUUUGAAGUGUUCAAACACCAUUUUGUCAUAGAAGACAGGGAUGUAGUGCUGGACAAGUUACACCACAAUGUUGCUGUUUUAUAUUACAGUAAGCAGUGCAGGAGGCGUUCUCUUACAGCACUUUGAUCUUAUUCUUUUCAUUCAUUCAGGUGUCCUCUUUCCUUGUCAAACACUGGGAAUGCUCUUUUCUUUUUUUUAGCCGCAAUGAUAACUCCUCCUGUGUUCCUAGCUGGUGAUCAUCUGCUUUGAAUCUAUGUUCCCAGACGUAGAGAUCAACUAAGUGCCAUAUUGCAUUGCAUUUCAAAAGGUGACUUAGUUUUGUUGGUUUUCCACAUACUGUAUACAAAAAAGACAAUGUUUUGUGGCCGAGUGCAAUAUCUCACAUUCUCAUGUACUGUAGGUAGCUACACACCGUACUGUACUGGAGGUCUGGAGGUCAUUGUCGGAGCAGGUCAACUGUAGGCUCUGUCUCAAAUGACAUAUUUCUUAAAUUCAGGCAAAAUUGUUCCCCUGCAAAGUUUCCAACACAGAGAAGUUACCCAUUACAGAUGGGCAGCUCACAUUCAAAUACGAUGCAAAUCGGAUACAGAAUUAUUAAAACUGAAAUGAUUGUGUCUAGCGUUUAGGCUUUUCUAGGAGUCCUCAGAAAUGGAAACAGAAUGACAAUGGAGAAUAUCCCUUUUCUGCUUUAUCAUCCUAGAUGAAUUGUGAGACUUUAUUGAGUCGUGUAUGCAGUUUAGUUUGCAAUUGCAAAUCAGUUCAUGAAUGCAAACUUACUUUUCAGAAGAGCCGAGCCAAGGCUGAAUCAGGGCCUGGGCAGAAUUUCAUUUGGGGGACCCCUGAGUAUUUUUUUUUCACUUUUACAUUCUGCCCUUAUUGUACAGAUAAGUAGUGAACCAAUGAUAAAUUUAAUUGACUUUGUGACAUAUUAUGCUUUUCUUCACCAUUGACCAUCACAAGAGUCACUACAAAUUAUUUGUUACAGAUUAUUCUAAUAAAGUUCUCAUUUUGAUCAUUUUCAGCAAUUUAAAGCUGAUUUUCUGCUGUUGAAGCAGUUUUGACUCUUUACUCUAUAAAUACUACAGUGAGGUAAAACAGAGAAGAUCUGAAAGGAGAUAAUUAUAAACAUAUGAAAUUUCUAAUGGUAUGCAAGAAUGUACGCACCCUUGUACAAAUGCCGGAUUUUUCUAAUGUAAAUAUCCUCAUCAUAAUAUCACAUAUCAUCUAUAAUUCAAGUAAAAAACACACACACACAUAUAUUGUAUGUUGGAAGAACAAAAAACAAAAAG